Molecule: messenger RNA, 1632 nt
Organism: Exophiala spinifera
Lineage: Eukaryota; Fungi; Ascomycota; Eurotiomycetes; Chaetothyriales; Herpotrichiellaceae
Exons: 7
Coding region: 1-1632 (543 amino acids)
Biological process (GO): transmembrane transport
Molecular function (GO): transmembrane transporter activity
Source: RefSeq, a predicted model, not a curated record
AUGGUUGCUACAGGGGAUAUGUCGGGGAACGUGCCCGGCACGGUUCAUCUGGUCGACUUGGACCAUACCAUGCACACUCGACACGCGCAGGGAGCCCAACAAGAUAUCAUUCUUGUGCCAACUCCUUCCAAAGAUCCCAAUGACCCUCUUAAUUGGUCCCCCCGAAGAAAGAUGAUGUCCAGCAUUUGUUCGAAUCUCUACACAUGGUUCACAGGCGUAGCUGUUUCCACUGUCUACUCAGUGCUUGUCCCGCUGUCUGAGAAGAGCGGCGUCUCUGUGGCCACGCUCAACGAAGGGACCGGCUAUAUGUUUCUCUUCCUCGGUUGGGGUCUCUUGUUUUGGCAGCCCUUUGCUCUAAGGUACGGCAAACGUCCUGCCUACCUCAUCUCCAUUCUUGGUGGUAUCGUAAGCACUGAUUUUGGAAGUGGCUAUGUGAAAAGCAAUGGUGAAUGGAUAGCAAGGUGCAUUCUCAUGGGUUUCUUCAUUGCUCCCAUCGAGGCUCUUCCCGAGAUCUCCGUCACCGAUAUUUACUUCACUCACCAGCGAGGAACGUGGAUGGGUGUGUAUGCCUUUACACUCGCAGGCAGUAACUAUUUCACUCCCGUCAUCUGCGGCUUCAUCGCCGAAUAUCAGGGUUGGAGAUGGCCGUUCUACUGGGCUUCCAUUUUCCUGGGGGUCGUGUUUGUCUUCCUGUUCUUCUUCAUGGAAGAGACAAACUACAACCGGAAAACAUCUGGAAUCGUCUCCGAGGUGGACACGCCUCCACCUGAGUCGACUGAGGCAGCCGAUGCUGAGAAGAACCCGAAUUCUACCAACUCCAACGCUGUUCCCUCGUUGUCUGAGGACGGAGAGGUCUUCGCUCCCCCAAAGACCUUUACACAGAAACUUGCGCUAUGGAAUCCAACUCCCGGAAAGAGCAUGAUUGCCCGGGCCAUUCGAAGCCUGAAAUAUCUUGGUUGGCCCGUCAUCUUCUAUGCCGGGUUUUCCUAUGGUUCCUACCUGAUCUGGUUCAACGUCCUCAACGCCACCGCCUCCAUCAUCUUGAGCGGCGAUCCAUACAAUUUCUCGGCAUCAAUGGUUGGCCUCAGUUAUCUGUCAUGUACUAUUGGUGUCGUCGUGGGCUCCCUGCUGUCUGGCAAACUGAGCGAUUGGUUGACAAUCAAGCUCGCGCGUCGCAACAACGGUAUCAUGGAAGCUGAACACCGCCUAUGGCCAUUCCUUCUGUGUGUGAUUGUCGUGCCUGCGUCUUUGAUCCUUUGGGGCGUUGGCGCUGCACAUGGCAUCCAUUGGUUCGGCCUCAUAUUUGCUCUCGGCACACUCGCAUGCACCACCACGUUCGGAGUUACACUUAGCGUCAACUAUCUCAUUGACAGCUACCACGACAUCAGUGGAGAUGCGCUGGUGACCGUCAUCAUCGUUCGCAACACCAUGUCUUUCGCCAUUAGCUACGGGAUCACGCCGUGGUUGACGAACUUGGGCUACCAAAACUGCUUCAUUUCUGCUGCCUUCGUCGGUAUGGCAGCAUCUUCGGCCUUCUUCAUCAUGAUCAAGUUUGGCAAGAUGUUUCGGGUCAAGAGCGCAGCCAGAUAUUGGGAAAUCGUUAGCGAAGAGAAGGCCGCUGAAUUCAAAUAA